This is a messenger RNA of Eruca vesicaria subsp. sativa (arugula), 840 nucleotides long. The record is from the annotation of a GenBank genome assembly. NCBI's taxonomy places the organism in Eukaryota, Viridiplantae, Streptophyta, Magnoliopsida, Brassicales, Brassicaceae.
AUAAAAAUACGAACCAACCAAUGAGGAAGCUUCGAUUCAUCAUAGCAACAACAGCACUUGAAGUCAGAGAAUCAAUCUCUCUCACUGCUUUUGCUUUCUCCUUUUGGCUUUUGUCUCCAGGAAAAAAGUUCUUUCUCCAGGGAAAACCAGCAGAGCUUAGUUUUACAUCAAGUAACUUCUCCGAUGGCAGUAGCGCCGGCAAGAGCUCGUUCAGACUACGAUUACCUCAUCAAGCUCCUCCUCAUCGGCGAUAGCGGUGUGGGAAAAAGUUGCUUGUUGCUGCGUUUCUCUGAUGAUACUUUCACUACAAGUUUCAUUACAACCAUUGGAAUUGAUUUCAAGAUAAGAACAGUCGAACUUGAUGGGAAGCGUAUCAAACUGCAGAUAUGGGACACCGCUGGACAAGAACGUUUUCGAACUAUAACUACUGCAUAUUACAGAGGAGCAAUGGGUAUAUUACUCGUGUAUGAUGUAACAGAUGAGUCAUCUUUCAAUAACAUUAGGAACUGGAUGAAGAAUAUUGAGCAACAUGCUUCAGAUAGUGUCAAUAAAAUAUUGGUUGGUAACAAAGCUGAUAUGGACGAAAGCAAAAGGGCUAUUCCAACAUCAAAGGGACAAGCUCUGGCUGAUGAGUAUGGAAUCAAGUUCUUUGAGACGAGUGCAAAAACAAAUCUGAAUGUCGAGCAGGUUUUUCUGUCUAUCGCUAAAGACAUCAAACAAAGACUCACAGAAAGUGAUACAAAAGCAGAGCCACAAGGGCUCAAGAUCACAAAACAAGAUGCUAACAAAGCCUCAUCGUCUUCUUCAACUGAGAAAUCAGCUUGCUGCAGUUAUGUUUAG